Molecule: messenger RNA, 1242 nt
Organism: Penicilliopsis zonata CBS 506.65
Lineage: Eukaryota; Fungi; Ascomycota; Eurotiomycetes; Eurotiales; Aspergillaceae
Exons: 1
Coding region: 66-1190 (374 amino acids)
Molecular function (GO): oxidoreductase activity, acting on NAD(P)H
Source: RefSeq, a predicted model, not a curated record
UGUUCACAUAUACCUCAUCUUCAAUACUAGUCUAUUAACACCCACCACUUCUUGUGUAUGAAACAAUGGCCACCCACCUCGCCGCCGUCUCCCCGGCCAAAGGCCAACCCUUUGAGAUCCAAUCCCGCCCAACCCCCAAGCCAGGACCGGAUGAGCUCCUCAUCGCUGUGAAAUCCAUAGCCCUCAAUCCGGCAGACGCCAUCAUGCGAGACCAGGGACUCUUCAUACCAACCUACCCCACGGUUAUCGGCUUCGACAUGGCGGGAUUGGUCCUUGAGGUCGGCGACAACGUCCCCACGGGGGAUACAGACAAUGACACAUCUCCCUGCUUUCGACCGGGUAUCACCCGUGCUGCGGCCUACGCCGGUUCAUUCUGGAGAUCCUUCAAUCCAGACUACGGCGCAUUUCAAGAGCGAUGUCUCGUCCCCUGGCAGCAUGCUGUGCCUCUCCCGGACAAGAGCAUGUCUUGGAACCAUGCAGCAACUCUACCUGUCGCUGUCCAAGUACCCCUGAGUGCAUGGGAUGCCAUGGGGAUUUCCCGGAUUGGAGAAGCCACUAAGAGAGGAAAGGAGAAGAAGAAUAUACAGAAAAGAGAGGCUCUUCUGAUCUGGGGUGCCUCCUCCAGCGUCGGCAGCAUGGGUGUACAAACAGCCCGGCUUCUACGAGACGACCCCAACUCUACUUUUGCAGCCGUAUAUGCCACAGCCGGAUCAUCAAAUAAGAGUUAUGUGGUUUCGCUGGGUGCAGACCGUGUGUUCGACUACAAAGACUCACAGGUCGUAGAUGCAAUUGUUUCGGCGGCCAGGGAGGACGGGCUGCUCAUCCAGCAUUGUUUUCUGGCUACCGGCGAGCUGGCUCUUUGCCAGGCUGUGCUUAAGACAUUCCUUGGUGAAGAAGGGAAGACAAAGACGGCGAAGAUUGCAUCAGCGCCAGUGAUUCCUCCGGAAGCGGAAGAUGUGAACGGGGUGGAAACAAUAUUCAUUAUGCCCUCGAUGGUGGAAGAGGAGAGGCUGGAGCAGUUCCAAUACUGGCUUGGGACGUGGCUCAGGGAGAAUCUGGCCAAGGGGACCAUCAAGCCUAGUCCGGAGCCGAGCGUUGUGGGAAAGGGUUUAGAGGCUAUUAAUGCCGGGUUGGAUAACCUGCGCCAGGGGGUGAGUUGUACAAAGUUGGUAGUUGAGAUUGCAGAGUGAGAGUAUUCUGGUCUAUUUAGGACAAGGGUGUAUCUCAGGUUUAGGUUACUGC